Molecule: messenger RNA, 903 nt
Organism: Euleptes europaea (tarantolino)
Lineage: Eukaryota; Metazoa; Chordata; Lepidosauria; Squamata; Sphaerodactylidae
Gene: SKA1
Product: spindle and kinetochore associated complex subunit 1
Exons: 8
Coding region: 1-903 (300 amino acids)
Biological process (GO): cell division; chromosome segregation; mitotic cell cycle
Cellular component (GO): outer kinetochore; spindle microtubule; mitotic spindle
Molecular function (GO): microtubule binding
Source: RefSeq, a predicted model, not a curated record
AUGCCGGUGCUUCUGGGGGAAACCCGGAAUAAGGGCGGAAGCGCGGGGUCCUUGGCUGGCGGCGGCGGCGUCCCGCGGCGAGACUUGUGCUCUCGCGUGAGCUCGCGGCUUGGGCGGGUUGGUUUGAAUCCGGGUAGGCAUGACAUCUCUCCGGAUUUAGACGGCUUGUGCUCCCACAUCAACGACAAGAUUUCAAAUAUCAAGACGUUAAUGCAGUUAAGAAAGAUAGGCCAGGAGCCAUGUCUGAAGACGGUGCUCGGUAAGAUACUUCAUGAGAUGUUUCUGUUCAACGACCUCCUUGGUAUGCUGGAGCUGGAAUGUCACCAUCAGGAGAGACAGCAAAGUCAGCUGAAGGAGCUCCAGGAAUUGAUGGAAAGGGACUAUAAUGAAGCCCAACAUCUGGAAGAAAACAUGCCUUUCUACCUGCCCAAUGCAGCCCCGACCAGCACCGCAGGCCCACCUGCCAAGAAGGAGGAGCAGAGCAAAGAGGCUGAGCCGAGGCGCCCGAAGAAGCCAGGGAAGGAGACCAAGCCCGUGAAAGAAAUCUCCUUCGUAACGGUCGAGGAGUUUGACAGCGUUCCCACGUACAUGCGGGGUCGUCUCUCAUACAAUCACGUGAAUGCCGUGAUUCAAGAAAUCAACAAGGCCGUGGCCAGCAAGUACAAGAUCAUGCGCCAGCCUAUGAAGUCCAUGUCCAGCGCCGUCAAGAACCUCUACUUCAGAUUCCAGGAACAAGAAACUAAAGAUACCAAAGGUGAAUUCUUUAUCGUGGAGGCCGACAUCGAAGAGUUCACGCAACUGAAGGCGGACAAGCGUUUCCACGGCAUCCUCACCAUCUUGCGCCACUGCCAGCGAGUGAGGGAGAUCCGGGGCUCGCGGCUCGUUCGCUAUGCCGUCUGUUGA